UCCCGCAGCAGACCAUCCUCUGCUGGGUCCGGUCCUCCGAGGCACUGGGGGCUUGUUUUCAUUCAGGUGGACGGAAUUCAGGUUUUUUUGUAUAUUCCCAUUCCGUGGCGUUGAGAUCCAGCAUGUCCGCUUGGCUCUGUGAGCUCUCACCCCCCCGGAGGCUCCACACGGCAGCGGCGGACACACACACUUGUUGUAGCCGAGCUGAGGAGCAACUUUCUCGGGCUGUCCGAUGCUAAGCUAACCCACUAGCCUCAAGUCUGAAGUUUGUCUUCAGUUAAAAGUUUGCAAACGUUUUACGGGAACUUCCCACUUCGGGAUUCGCUUAUCGUACGAGUUUUUCCGGGGAGCUUCGACAGAGUGAGCUGCCCCCUCGGAGCCUCUCUGGUCCCGGGGCAGUGCGGGGCAGGUGCACCUCCUCCGGCACCUGCGGUAACUUAGCCCCCUCCGCACCGAGCUAACUUUAGCCUGUUGCUCGCUAGCCUGACGCACAUGAACACUUUGUUGUUAAACUCUGCUUCUCUCGUCGCGGACAUAUUGAGAGUUUGAAGACGUCGUGUGGGGAGUUUCAGUGUCAGUGGUGACACUCGCUGGAAGCUCUCCCGGCUCCCCGCAGCCCCGCUAUCCCGGGCUCGACCCUCACUCUUCCCCCGGAGUGGGGACGUGGAUGCAGGCUUGAGGACGCGGUCUCCCGCAGGACUUUGGACACUUUGGUGUGACGCUGCGCCGGGACGUCCCCUCUCCUCUCAGCCUCGUACAUGUGACAGCAUGCGGAUUUCAAGAAGAAGUCACCUCUCAACCUUUUAGAGUUUUCAGUUUCAUUUUUUUUUUUUUUUUGUUCUAAAAAGCUCUGCACCCUAUGGUGCCGCUACGGCCCCCGAGAAAUGGAUGUCUCGCAGGCCGCUUUCCCAAACGGUGAAGGGCGGCCGGGCGGCGGCGAGGAGACCGGGGAGCAUGCCUGGACAGAUUCCCCCACGGUCCGGGCCUGGGCUCACUCGGCCCCGCUGUGCCCGACCCGGUCCCUGUGGACGGCCGCGUACGACUACGAGGGAAGCGGCGAGGACGAGCUCAGCCUCCAGCGAGGGGACGUGGUGGAGGUGCUGUCCAAGGAUGCAGCGAUCUCCGGGGACGAGGGCUGGUGGACCGGGAAAAUCAACCACCGGGUCGGGAUCUUCCCCUCGAACUAUGUCACCUAUCAACCCGCUGUUUACCGGCUCCCCGGCGCGAGUGGCUCGGAGGGGACCGAAGAGCAGGUGCCGAGCUCGCCCUUCCAGAUCCCAUUCAGUGAACUGGUGCUAGAGGAGAUUAUUGGCGUGGGUGGAUUUGGCAAAGUGUACCGGGGCACAUGGAACGAUCAGGAGGUGGCCGUGAAGGCGGCUCGGCAAGACCCGGACGAGGACAUUACCGCCACCUCCUGCAGUGUGAAACAGGAGGCCAAGCUGUUCUCCAUGCUGCAGCAUCCCAACAUUAUCAAGCUGGAGGGAGUGUGCCUGGAGGAGCCCAACCUGUGCCUGGUCAUGGAGUACGCCCGUGGCGGGACCCUGAACCGGGUGCUGACAGGAAGGCGCAUCCCUCCUCACAUCCUGGUCAACUGGGCCGUGCAGAUCGCACGCGGGAUGCACUACCUCCACGAGGAGGCCGUGGUGCCCAUAAUCCACCGGGACCUGAAGUCCAGCAACAUUUUAUUACUUGAAACGAUCGAGAAUGACGAUAUCGGGAGGAAGACCUUGAAGAUCACAGAUUUUGGUCUGGCCAGGGAGUGGCACAACACCACAAAAAUGUCAGCUGCAGGCACCUACUCCUGGAUGGCCCCCGAGGUCAUCAAGUCUUCUCUGUUCUCCAAAGGCAGUGACGUCUGGGGCUAUGGAGUCUUGCUGUGGGAGCUGUUAACGGGGGAGGUACCGUACCGAGGGAUAGACGGCCUGGCUGUAGCUUACGGCGUGGCAGUCAACAAGUUAACUCUACCAAUCCCCUCCACCUGCCCCGAACCCUUCGCCAAGCUCAUGGAAGAGUGUUGGGACCAGGACCCCCAUGUGCGUCCCUCCUUCUCCUGCAUCCUGGAGCAGCUGUCGGCCAUCGAGGAGGCGGUGAUGGCCACCAUGCCCCAGGACUCCUUUCACAGCAUGCAGGACGACUGGCGUGUGGAGAUCCAGGAGAUGUUUGAUGAGCUCAGGACCAAAGAAAAGGAGCUGCGUUCCCGGGAAGAGGAGCUGACGCGAGCUGCCCUCCAGCAGAAGUCUCAGGAGGAGCUGCUGAAGCGCCGGGAGCAGCAGCUGGCCGAGAGGGAGAUCAACGUGCUGGAGAGGGAGCUCAACAUCCUCAUAUUCCAGCUCAACAAAGACAAGCCCAACGUGAAGAAGAGGAAGGGCAAAUUCAAACGCUCCCGCCUCAAACUGAAGGAUGGGAACCGCAUCAGCCUGCCCUCAGACUUCCAGCAUAAGAUCACAGUGCAGGCGUCACCUUCUAUGGACAAGAGGCGGAGCCUUCAUAGCACCAGCUCCUCCCCUCCCAGCAGUCCAACGCUAAUCCCUCGGCUACGAGCCAUUCAGCUCACUCAGGAUGAGAGUAACCGUACAUGGGGCCGCAGCACCCUCUUCAGGCCGGAGGAAUUUGAUGACGUGAAGAAGGGAAUCAAGAAGAAGGGAAGAACCUGGGGCCCCAGUUCAAUACAGAGCAAAGAAAGGCCUGCUGCUGCUGAGAGGGUGCGUCCCCUGUCAGACGGCAGUAACCCCUGGUCCACCAGCCUGGUGAAGUCCCAGAAGUCUGUCCCUCUCGCUGCCCUGUUUGCAGAACAAGCAGGAGCCGGUAAAGAUGAGGCCUUCCCCCAGGACAGUUCCGACAGCAGCUCCAAACCAAAGCAGCUCAAGUUCCCCAACCAGGUGUACAUCGAUCUACCUCUGUGGAGGGACGAGCAGCAGCCUCAGAGCCCAGGGGGCCACGGUGGGCCUGGGGACUCCGGGGUCGGGGCAGCCGGUCAGACUGGCCCUGCAGAAACCCCAGACGACCCCAAUACCACCACAUCCACCUCGUCCACUUCCACCACCCCCCAGCUCACCCCGACCAACAGUCUGAAGCGGACGUCAACUCGCCGCAAGACCGACUCGGUGUUGUACGGCUGCGGCUCGCUGCUGGCGUCGGUCGUGCUCGGCUACGACAUCAGGGAGGCUCUCAAAAACUCGUCCCCUUGUGAGGAUUGCGAGCCCCAACGCGAGGAGAAAGAGAAGAAGAAGAAGGAGGGCCUGUUUCAGCGUGCCACACGGUUCCGACGCAGCACCUCGCCGCCGAGCGGUCGCGUCCGCAAAGAGGAGGUGACGCCAAACCACACCUGCACCCAACCCGUCAAUCUCAUCUCCAUGUCGGCCAUUAUGGAAUGCACCUCCACCAAGUGUCUCCUGCAGUCGGAGGUGGAUGUGUCGGAGUCGAGCCCUGGGAAAGUUGAGCUGGUGACCGUUAAUAAUCACACAGAGCCAGUAACCACCAGCCCAGCAGCUACAGACGGACAGACUGACAGGACUCCAGCUAAAACACAGACGCCAGUGAAAACCCAAAGUCCGCCGCAGGAUCCGAACAACCACAACACAGGGACACGGCUACGCAGAAAGAAAUACAACAACAACCACACCAAUGGUCCAGCCUCUCUGCCUCCUCCCACCCCACAGAAGAAGGAGGGAGCUCCAGAGAAGCCCCCCGGCGGGGAGGUGUUCUCCAGGCAGCGGCCGGUCUCUUUCCGGGCCAAACCCCACGCCUGGGCCCUGCUGCGAGGACGCAACAAGAGCUACUCCCUGGGCCACUACUCCGGAGAGAAGGCGGUAAAAAACCUCACCAUGGUGUUGUCGUCGGAGGUGGGGGUGGGGGUGGGCUGCUCCCUGCUGGACAUGGACACAGAGGGGCAGAAACGAGACUGCACCGUGCCGCUCUGCCGCAUUCAGAGUUCCCCGGCCCGGCCCUCCGUCUUCGAGCUGGAGAAGGAGUUCCUCUCUUAGAAGAAGUGAUCUGCCGUGGUCCUAGUUCCAGAACAUGCAGAAUUUUGGCCUUGAACUCCUGGAGGGUUAAGAACCAGGCUGCCUUAAAAAAACAACAACUUCUAUAACUUAGAACCAAGCUUUGUCUUAGGUCUAGAACAUAGUGAUGUCAGUGUUCCAGAGCACAACCAAGUCUUAGGCUGUGUCUCAGUUUAGGGGGUCGCAACCUUUGGAGGAUCCAGUCUGCACAGACCAUGCCAAGGCAAAGCUGGAUGGAAAUGUCUGAUCUCUGGAAGAUUUCUUCUCUGCGUCCCCAGCUCCACUUUGAGCUGCUGCAGCUCACCCACCAGCUUGUUAGCUUCAUUAGCUCAGCUGGCCCGAGAGGGAUCCUCCUGUUUUCUCCUUCGUUGCUCAGGAGUUGAAGGACGCAUCUGUCGAAAUAGGAGAAAACCUCCGCUGUGAUUCGAUAGAUCUUCAAUUGCAGAUUCCGGAGGACGCUGCCCCUGAAUUAAGACACAGCUUGAGACAUGUAGAGGACAUCUGUGUCCCAGGAGCUCUGGACGGUGCACCCUUAUCUCAAUGGGAGAAAGGCCUUACAAACCGCUGUGUCUCAUUCAACAUCACACACACAAACACACACAUUUAGUGCUGAAACCUGAGUGGUACGUUCCAGAGCUGGACCAGCAGCUCGACUGCCACCUUCAUCAGCUCAUUUCUCUCUCCUCCUUCGUCUUCCUCUUCCUCUCUCGUUCUGUCGGUGCAGCUAAACGUUGACCGCCGCUGCAGCUUUUUUGCAACACAGUACCCUCACCUUUUUAUUUAUAUAUAUAUUUUUAUAGGUAAUUUAAUAUGAAAAGACUUGACCUUACCUUAGCAACCAGCAGGAUGUACAUUCCAUGUCAGUUUCAAAGUUGUGCGAUCACGCUUUUUAGAUACUUUUUUUUUUGGGACUUGAGAAUAUUGCAUGCGUGUACCCUUAAAAUGUUGAACAAAAAAAAUAAUUAUGCCUUGUUUGUAAAUAUUUCUUUUUAUCCAUUAUCAGCCUAAUGCUGACAGUUGUUUUGUAUUGCAUAUAUGCUGUUGUGUGAGUAACGUGCUGGAUCGUAGCAGGGACGUUUCCUUUAGAGAAGCAGGGAGGAAAAACACUGGAAGUCCUUCAAAGCCGAUUUGGAGUUUUUCCACGAAAAAGUUGGAUUCAGUUUUCAAAUGGCACGUUGUGGUCAUGUGUAGCUAAUAUUGACUUUUGUAAGAGUAUUUAUAGAAAGGUUUCUUUGGUUAAUAUUUCAUAUACACACUCUGCAUCAGGGCGGCUGGCAGAGGCUCUGAUGACACGUCAGCCAUGAAUGCUGAUGUCAGGAAAAAGCUGCAGCGAAUUACAGAAUUGAUAAUGUGAUCCCUGCAAGGACAGCUGAUUGGCUGGAGCUGCAGUGACACAGCAUGACAUCCUCUUUAAGCUGUGGAUGGAUUAGCACAGAGCCCGGGAGCGGUCUCACUGAAGACCACGUUGACUUUGAUGCACAACUCGACAGAACUUGUACUGUAAACAGAGUCAAAUGUGCCUUCAAGUACUGAAGAAUGUCUCAAUCUAAAAUCCACAUCCUCUCCUUUAUGAUCAGAAUUUUGUAAUUUAUGCAAACAAGUCGUUAAAUUUAACUUCAUCACUCAGCAUUUACGAUGAUACCCCCCAUCACCGUUAUUCGUGUAAAACCUUUUAAUUACACCGUGAACGUUUACCUGGUUUGACAUAAAGCUGAGUCAGGUUUUUACCUUUUAUUUCUGUUUCUACUUGUUUUAUGUAACAUUAGCUAAACGGUGUCCCAGUGAAAGAACAUGUAUUAUUUUAGUCAAGCUCAGGAAAGUCUGGAGAUGGAUUUAAAGGAUGAGAUUUCAGAAUUCAGUUGAGGACAUUUUAACUUUUCACUAUCGUACUGUAAACUUAGAGCCUGUUUGUUUGGCUCAUCAGAAGUUGUUUUUCCAGACCUCAGUGAAUUUGAUGAUGUGACGUUCUUACUAUGCAGAAUAUUUACUGAACCUUCUUCCAUGGUCACUCCCGGGCUCUCUCUCUCUUUUAAAAAGUUUGAACAAAUGAACCCAUCCUUAAAUGGGUGACGAUUCUACCCCCCCACCCCCUCAGCUUUUUAUCUCUGCCUCCCUCGUCUGUUAAGAAAACGUGUUCUACCUUUGAAGGAACAAAACAAGGGCUCAUUAACAUGAAGACAUGAAUUCCUGAAUGGUGUAAAUAUAAAUGUGAUUCCUGAUGUGUGUGUGUUUAUAUCACUGUGGCAUCUUAUGAUGAUGUAGAAUGUGAAGUUUCUGUACUUUGUGACAACAGACUUUAAAAACCAGGUCCAUCACUGUAAAGGCCUUACGAAUAAUCAGGUGCAGUUUACAAGUCGAGAUAUCUGGAUUCUACCCGCUUAUCUUUUUAAAGAACGAAGGGUUUCUGUAAAAACCACAAUGCACUGGUACUGUACAUUCCCCUUUUGAAAUACUGUGUUUCACUCUGGAGCUGAAGUCUGCGGUUUGUCGUCCAGUCGGAAACUUUGCUCGGCUGGUGGCGAACAAACAGGGUUUUGUCUGUUACAGUCAAAAAUCAACUUGACGAACCCAAACAAGAAAACAUUCCACUGCUGUUGACAAACUGCAGCGAUAUUAUCUGUGAAAGCAGAAAUCCAUACGGUGCAUUCAGGGUUUCUGGCUACGGGACCAAAUUCCACUGUUCCAGCGCUGAGGCCUUUGCGUCUUCAGGACCAAAACCACUAAAUGAACUAGCUGCUAGUGCGGAGUUCUUGCAAAGAAGAGUUCUCCGCAUGAAAAACGUCACACUUGACCUCAGAGGUGCAGUUACAGAGCUUCUGCUGCAGAGACCCAUCAUCACCGUCUGAUCAAAUCAUGUGACUUCCUGUUAAAAUGCAACACUUCCUGUCAAGUCGCUGAACGCGUGUUUCGGUGAAUCGUUCUUAUCACUACAGUAUUGGCUGUUUCAUGCCUGAUUGAUCAAGAGUAUCAAGUUUGUCAACAUUUUGAAUAAAGUCUAAAUCAAUGCUA
Molecule: messenger RNA, 7010 nt
Organism: Limanda limanda (common dab)
Lineage: Eukaryota; Metazoa; Chordata; Actinopteri; Pleuronectiformes; Pleuronectidae
Gene: map3k21
Product: mitogen-activated protein kinase kinase kinase 21
Exons: 10
Coding region: 885-3983 (1032 amino acids)
Biological process (GO): protein phosphorylation
Molecular function (GO): ATP binding; JUN kinase kinase kinase activity; protein binding
Source: RefSeq, a predicted model, not a curated record